This is a messenger RNA of Aspergillus luchuensis, 429 nucleotides long. It is a transcript of the gene SNX3, whose product is annotated as sorting nexin-3. Gene Ontology annotation, molecular function: phosphatidylinositol-3-phosphate binding. Gene Ontology annotation, biological process: endocytic recycling; late endosome to Golgi transport. NCBI's taxonomy places the organism in Eukaryota, Fungi, Ascomycota, Eurotiomycetes, Eurotiales, Aspergillaceae. The transcript has 3 exons. The coding region runs from base 1 to 429 and encodes 142 amino acids. The record is from RefSeq and is a predicted model, not a curated record. Gene Ontology annotation, cellular component: early endosome membrane; retromer complex.
AUGCAAGCCGUCCCCGAAUCGCGCCAACAAACCUUCGAGGAGAUCUACGGCCCUCCGGAAAACUUCCUCGAGAUAGAAGUACGAAACCCCCAAACGCACGGCACCUCACGCAACAUGUACACCUCGUACGAAAUCGUGUGUCGAACCAACAUCCCAGCGUUCAAACUGAAACAUUCCGUCGUAAGGCGCCGAUACUCCGAUUUCGAGUACUUCCGGGAUAUACUGGAGCGGGAGUCGACGAGGGUGACGAUCCCGCCGCUACCGGGGAAGGUAUUCACGAAUCGGUUCAGUGAUGAUGUGAUUGAGCAUCGGCGGGAGGGGUUGCAGCGGUUUUUGCAGAUUGUGGCGGGGCAUCCGUUGUUGCAGACGGGGAGUAAGGUGUUGGCGAGUUUUGUGCAAGAUCCGAAUUGGGAUCGGAAUGCGUGGUAA